Molecule: messenger RNA, 2132 nt
Organism: Ornithorhynchus anatinus (platypus)
Lineage: Eukaryota; Metazoa; Chordata; Mammalia; Monotremata; Ornithorhynchidae
Gene: SPRYD3
Product: SPRY domain containing 3
Exons: 11
Coding region: 55-1338 (427 amino acids)
Molecular function (GO): protein binding
Source: RefSeq, a predicted model, not a curated record
CCAUGGAGGAGGAGGAGGACGCGCCGGCCGCCGGGGUGGGCUGGCGCAGACGAGAUGGAUGACCUCAACCUGCACUACCGCUUCCUCAACUGGCGACGGCGCAUCCGGGAGAUCCGGGAGGUGCGAGCCGUCCGCUACCAGGAGCGCUUCAAACACGUCCUGGUGGACGGGGACACCCUCAGUUACCAUGGCAACUCGGGAGAAGUCGGCUGCUACGUGGCGCCCCGCCCGCUGACCAAGGACAACUACUACUUCGAGGUGUCCAUCGUGGACAGCGGGGUGCGGGGUACCAUCGCCGUGGGGCUGGUCCCCCAGUACUACAGCCUGGACCACCAGCCCGGCUGGCUGCCCGACUCCGUGGCCUACCACGCCGACGAUGGCAAACUGUACAAUGGCAGGGCCAAGGGCCGCCAGUUUGGGACGAAAUGCAGCUCCGGCGACCGGAUCGGCUGUGGCAUCGAACCCGUGUCCUUCGAGGUGCAGACGGCCCAGAUCUUCUUCACUAAGAACGGGAAGAGGGUGGGGUCGACGAUCAUGCCGGUGUCCCCGGACGGGCUGUUCCCGGCGGUGGGCAUGCACUCCCUGGGCGAGGAGGUCCGGCUGCAUCUCCACGCCGAGCUGGGCAGCGAGGAGGACGACAGCGUCAUGAUGGUGGACAGCUACGAGGACGAAUGGGGGCGGCUGCACGACGUCAAAGUCUGCGGGACGCUCCUGGAGUACGUGGGCAAGGGCAAGAGCAUCAUCGACGUGGGGCUGGCCCAGGCCCGGCUGCCCCUGAGCACCCGCAGCCACUACUUCGAGGUGGAGAUCGUCGACCCGGGGGAGAAGUGCUACAUCGCGCUGGGCCUGGCCCGCAGGGAUUACCCCAAAAACAGGCACCCCGGGUGGAGCCGGGGCUCCGUGGCCUACCAUGCAGAUGACGGGAAGAUCUUUCACGGCAGCGGAGUGGGGGACCCCUUCGGACCGCGAUGCUACAAGGGGGACAUUAUGGGCUGCGGGAUCAUGUUCCCCCGGGACUACACGCUGGACAGCGAAGGCGACAGCGACGACAGCUGCGACGGGGUGACCCUGUCCCCCACCCCCCGCGGGCUCCGCAACGUCCUCUACCUGCACCGGGAGCCGGAGGAGGAGGAGGAGGAGGAAGAGGAGGAGGAGGAGGAAGAGGAGGAGAUGGAGCAGGAGAUCGAGGGCAGGAAAGUCGUGGUCUUCUUCACCCGCAACGGGAAGAUCAUCGGGAAGAAGGACGCGGUGGUGCCCGCGGGUGGCUUCUACCCCACCGUCGGGAUGCUGAGCAGCGGGGAGAAGGUCAAAGUGGACUUGCACCCGCUCAGCGGUUAGGACGCCCGCCCCGCGCCCCCCUCGCCGGGCGGCCGGACCGGCCGGGCUCCUGCCGUCCCGUCCGACCCCGCCCGCCCCGCGGGACCGGGGGCCGCCGCUUCUCGUUGCCCGAACGUUUGCCCAGCCGCCCCUCGCCCGCCCCCGUCCGGGGGUCCGUCGCUCGAGCCGCAGCGCCCACCCGGGCGGCGUCUGCGGGCCGGAGGGGCCCGCGUCGCCCCACCUUCCUUUCCCGCCCGUAGCGAGCCUGGCGCGCGCGCGAGAGACCGAGGGAGCCCGACGGACCGCGGAGCCGUCGGGGAAACCGAGGGCGCGUGGGCGUACGCCCGGGUGUCUGCGCAUGUCAGCGUACGAGCGUAUUUGUGCGGACGCGUCUACGCCGGUCCCCUGCCGCUGCUUUUCCCCCCCUGCUGCUGCGUCGUCGUCAGGAUGCCAAACGUCCCCGCCUUGGUGGGGGAUGGCGGGGUCGGCUUUGCGUCUUCUCGGGGGGCGGUGAGAGGGAAAAGGACCCCGCCCCCCACCCUCCCGACCCCCCUCCUCUUCCUACCGUUGUUGCUGCUGCUGCUGCUGCUUUGUUCCGCUUCGUUGUUUGAGCUGCGUCUGGGCCGGUGCGGCCUGCCCGUACGGGGCGGGGGCCCGAGCCGUGGGGCCGCUGUGCUGCUGGGGGCCGGGACACCCCCCCCCCCCCUUGACGAUUAUUUCCCCCUCCCCAGCCCCCCACACUCUGUUUGAAAUGUAUGUACAGACCAGAGCCCUUUAUACAGACAAUAAACAAAGACUGGCCCUAUUUAUCCGAA